This is a messenger RNA of Aspergillus niger, 321 nucleotides long. RefSeq lists its product as uncharacterized. The record is from RefSeq and is a predicted model, not a curated record. The transcript has 2 exons. Lineage: Eukaryota; Fungi; Ascomycota; Eurotiomycetes; Eurotiales; Aspergillaceae. Gene Ontology annotation, molecular function: protein-disulfide reductase activity. The coding region runs from base 1 to 321 and encodes 106 amino acids.
AUGGCUGUCACUGCUAUCGAAAGUAUCUCUGACUUCCUCACCCUCAUCAACUCGGGAGAUGUGGUGAUCAUCGACUUCUGGGCUACAUGGUGUGGUCCUUGCAAAAUGAUUAGUCCUUUCUUUGAACAGCUGGCCUCCCGGCCCGAGUUCAGCGCCAUCAAGUUCGCCAAGGUCGACGUCGAUACACAGGAGGAUAUUUCUCAAGAAUGUGGAAUUAGAGCCAUGCCGACCUUUAUAGUAUUCAAAGAUGGCCAAAAGCUGGACGAUAUGGCGGGAGCUCACCCCGGUGGCCUGCAAGGUCUUGUUCAGAAGUAUGCGUGA